AUGGCGACGAACACGAAGAACGCGGACGAACCCUACGGCAGAUCCAUUCUACAGGACAAGCAGGACUUACAGGAGCUGGAGAGCUGCGGAGGACUUAGAGAAAUUCAGGGGAGGAGGAAAGUCAACCUCUCCCGAUCUGGAUCUGGCGCGGACAUCGAGGCGGGCGGCGGCUCGUCGCCGGAGCUGCCAGAGACGGAGGGGAAGAGGAGGGCGCCGGCCGGAGGAGCUAGAGUGAGGCGCAGGAGCUCGGGGCUUCACUGGGGCGGCAGAGGCACUGGCGGCGGCGGUCGGGGCGACGGGCGCGGGAGGAGCUCGCCAGUGUCGAGCGCGGCGACCGGCGCGGGCGGCGACCCGGCGAGGCAGCGGGGCACCGGCGGAUGGAGACGGCGCGGAGCGCGGGGCUCGGGCGCCCGCGAGGCGGCGGCGGCUGUGGCGUCCCGGGCCGCGGGGGCCGGCCCCGGGCCUGGCGGGCUUCGGUGGCGGACGGCGGCGGCGUGCCACGAGUCAGCGCGGGAGAGGCCGGGGGCGGUGGCGGCGGACGUGUCCGGCGGCGCGAGGGAAGGGGAGACUAGGGUUUGA
Aegilops tauschii subsp. strangulata is the source of this 579-nucleotide messenger RNA. The record is from RefSeq and is a predicted model, not a curated record. NCBI's taxonomy places the organism in Eukaryota, Viridiplantae, Streptophyta, Magnoliopsida, Poales, Poaceae.